Lactuca saligna is the source of this 1812-nucleotide messenger RNA. NCBI's taxonomy places the organism in Eukaryota, Viridiplantae, Streptophyta, Magnoliopsida, Asterales, Asteraceae. The record is from the annotation of a GenBank genome assembly.
AUGGCAGAGCAACUAAAAUUUGUAGACUCUCACAACGUUGCUGGAUAUCUUAUGGAUCCACCUCCUGCUCAUCAAGAAUUCAAAUCCAUGAUGAGAAUCUAUGAACAAGUUAUUCGAGAAGUACUUGAAUUUGGUGAUGCUUCUGCAUUCCCAAUUGAGUACUCUGCUGAUCAAGUCAAGGAAGUUCUAGAGAUGAUGUGUUAUGAAGGAACCUAUCCUCCCACCAUCAAGAAGCUACUACCACCUUAUUGGAGGUUCCUGACACAUUCAUUUGUGAUUUGCAUUUCUAGAAGGAAGGGAGGAUUUGAUGAAAUUAGUCAGACUGUGACCUCAGCUAUUUUCGCUUUAGUAAUGAACUGGGAUUACAACUUUUCAAAGUUUGUUUUUGAAGAAAUGAAAAGCAACCUUCAGGGGAAGAAGAAGGACCUAUUUUUGAUGUAUUCCAUGUUCCUUCAAAUGAUCUUUAAUGAAAAAUAUCCCCUAAUUGAGAGGUCAUUUGAUACUUUGGCUAUGAAAGCCUUGGGUCCCAACACUUUUGGACUUAUGAAGCAAUCAAGAAAGGUUUUCAAAGUUGACUAUCAAAGACUAAAGGAAUUGGUUAAAUUUGGAAAGUUUUCCGAGGUUGAACGCUCUUCGGCUGUUAGUUUAAUUAAUGCUGAGAUUGUUGAGAAAUACAUGAUGCCCAAGCCAAAAUUUCAAUUUGCCUAUGAAGAAAUUGAAGUAUCUGAUGAUGAAGAAGAAGAAGAUCAAGAAAAGGAAUUGACAAAGAAUGAGUUUGAGGAUUUAAUUCAGCAAAGUAUUUCAAAUAUAGAAGAGGAUGCAGUUGUCACACCAUUUGAUGUGCCUGAAAGAGAUCGUGAUACAACUGUGCAAUCCUCUGUACCGACCCCUGAACAGGUGGAUGCUUUUAUUACAAAACUUCAGCGAACUGCAAGGAAGCCUCCCCAAAUAGUUCUUGUCACAACUGAACCUCCAUCUGAAAGUGAUCAAGAAGAUUUAGCACAUAACCUACUCCUAAGAAAGAGAAAAAGAAGAGACCCAAGCCUUAUUAUUGAAGAAGUCUUUCCCUCUGAAGGAGCUCAAGCUUCUGGAAGCUCUUUAGAAGCCCCUGAGUUGGACAUUUCAAAAGGCAAAAGCAAGUUGCCUGAGUCUAAAUUUGUGGAUGUCGCUCUGCUUCAGAACAUAGUUUUUGAUUUGGAACAAAGCUCAAUUGAAAAGGAUUUGAUUACUGGAAGACAAGAUAUUCGAAUCAGUGAGCUUGAAAAGGAGAAUUCCAUUAAAGAUGCAAAGAUUUCAGAACUUCAAGUUAAUCUUGGUGGAGAAAAUAUUUCAGCUUCUUGUUCAGGUGCUGCCGAUCCAACUUCACAGUCUUCUAGUGAAAGAGCUGUAAGACCUGCUCCAGAUGCUAACAUUGAUUCAUUUUUAUCUUCGGUUCCUAUUACUGCUCAAGAAAGAAGAGAGAAACAAACUAGGGUUGAGCAACUAAAAGGGAAAAUGAUCGUGAUGAAGCAUUCAAACCAAAAUGCUCCAAGUGAUCAUCCUGAGAAGUUCUUUAGGGAGUCUGGGGAGAAAUUCACAGAUAAAUAUGGGGAUCGUUCUGACAUCGUGAUGUGGGGAUAUGAUGCAGAAAAGAAAAUGUGGAUCGUGAAGCGGAAAAGCGGACAAAUUGAAUAUUAUGAGAAGAAAGUCGAAUUCUUGCCCUGGACAAAUGUUGAUCUUUCUGAACUCAUCGAUGCUCCUUUCUACAAUCCAACUAAUGAUAUCAUGACCUGGUCUUUUAAGAGUUUUCUUGAAGUCAAAGCAAAAAAAUAA